UGGUUGAGCUACUUGCCACUGCGAAAAUAAUAAAACUACUAGAGCUAGAUGAGACCCAUUUAGUUCCCAUACUAACCUAAAUAAUGGUGUCGAACCUAAGUAUUUUUUUUUUGUUUAAAGUGUGUGGGGUGCUGUGCAGUGAAGUGGAUCUGAUCUUUUGAACCAUAAAAAUACGAUAAAAUAUUUCUUCCAACAACGACAUUCGAGCCUUGUCAUAUGUGGCGGAAUGCGACAACAGGUUCAUUCAGGCAGUCUUUCUUUCAUGGUCAAACUCGACGUUUGACUAGUUUUCUUUUACACUAUUUAUUAUGAAUUCGAUUCUUUCUGCUUUGAAUCCGAUGCCACAAGACAUCAACAUGCCAAUGAUGACUCGAGCGCGAUCGCUGUUGAAUAACGUUAAUGGAUCUUCUUCGAGUUCGACCAACGAUCAGUAUCUAUCGCAAGCAUCUGAUAAUACAAAUCAUCUACCGCCUUUGAAGUCAGAACAAGUGGUCGAUGAAAGCAACGCAAGUACUUCUCAAAAUUCGAAUAGCAAAUCUGCCAAACAAUUGACUGGGAAUUCUUCUACGCACAACCAAUUACUUCCAGCUGUACAUCUUAACCCAACUGAUACACCUCACAGUCCUGUCCAAAAGAAUGGAUCAACAAAGCCAAAAAUAAUGGUUGCAACACCCGGACAGAUUUUGGAUUUGUAUCUCAACAAAUUGACUCCAUACGAGGAACAAGAAAUUACAAUGUAUAGUCAUAUUUAUUUCAUAGGCGCUAACGCCAAGAAGAGACCUGGUAUAAUUGGAAGAGGAAAUAAUUCCACAUACGACAAUGAACAUGGUUCCUAUUUGCAUAUCCCUCACGACCAUAUAGCGUAUAGGUAUGAAGUACUGAAAGUGAUUGGAAAAGGCAGUUUUGGGCAAGUGGUGAAAGCAUAUGAUCAUAAAAAUCAUCAACAUGUGGCUUUAAAAAUGGUACGCAAUGAAAAAAGAUUUCAUAGACAAGCUCAGGAAGAAAUCCGAAUUUUGGAGUAUCUGAAGAAACAGGACAAAGAUAAUACGAUGAAUAUUAUUCAUUUGUACGACAGUUUCAGUUUUCGGAAUCAUAUGUGUAUUACAUUCGAACUUUUGUCUAUCAAUCUGUACGAUCUUAUCAAGAAAAACAAAUUCCAGGGUUUUAGCCUGCAACUAGUCAGGAAGUUUUCACACUCUCUUCUGCAAUGCUUGGAUGCACUACAUCGUAACAAGAUAAUUCAUUGUGACAUGAAACCAGAAAACGUUCUACUCAAGCAGCAGGGAAGAAGUGGUAUAAAGGUGAAGGUAAGACCAGAGGUAUACCGGGAUCGAGGGAACUGUACAGUGCACUAGGCUCCUGCGAUGACCUGCUGUUUGUUGACUUCGUGCGGCGUUGUUUGGAAUGGGAUCCCGACAAGCGGAUGACCCCGAGCACUGCGCUCAGACACAACUGGCUGCGUCGUCGACUGCCACGACCGCCGGCCAACUCGGACCCGUCGCUGCGGAUGACCACACGUAGUCAGUCACAUACAACCGCCGCUGCAAACAAACUCCGCGUCCAGUUGUCUGAUGACCGCGCGACUACCAUCCACUCGCGUCACUCCCAAGCCACCUCCAGCAAACUGCCGCAUCUGCCGCCUGCCGCCUCAGAUAUGCCCCUCACGUAACCAUAAAGUAAGUGUCUGUAAGAAACGGAUCAAAUCUGUAAUCCACUUUGCCGUCGGUUUACAGAUCUCAGAAACCUACUUUGCAGUGGGUUUACAGAUCUCAGUCAACUCAAUUUGCCGUGUAACCCGUACGAUACGAGCCUUGAAUCAUCACAAUCACAAGGUGCAGUAGGUAUUGUUGGUUUCAGACAGUGAAAGAGUGAAGCUUUGAGUAAUGUUUUGAAACCAUAUGGAGCUUCGAGUCAUGUUGAUUUCACUUUGUAAUCUUCAAAUGAUUUAUUGGUUUUAUUCGAAUUAGGUCUUAUUGGUUUCAGACAGUAGUAACAGAGUGAAGCUUUGAAUAAUAUUGAUUUUAGUCAAUCGAAUCUAAGUAAAUUUUCAAAUUAUAUUUAUUUCACUGUAUUAGAAACUAAGUAACGCUUCAAAUAAUGUUAAUUUAAUUCUUUAAAAUGAUAUUUUUAUGAUAUUAAUGAUCAUUCUCAAUGAUAUUAUUACUUUUUAUAAGAAACGAACUGAAUAUUUGAAUCAUUUCACUCCAAAAGAAUUUAAACGUUACAUCAUCUUCAUACUUCUCAAUUCCACUGGUAGUUAGUUAAACAAUGAGUCGUGUUCAUUUGACUUUGUUACAAACUCUGUUCAGAAUUAAUUUUCCAUGACUUGAAUUUUGAAUCAUUUUCAUUUUACACAGAAGGAAACAAACCAUUAGAAUUAGAUACUUGGAAAUUAGAAGAGAAAUUAAACUGUUCCAGCAUUGCUUCUAUUGUUAACAAAUUUACUGUACAGUGAUUGCGUGAGUAUGAAAGUUUUAAAAUGAUAAUGUGACGAGAAGAAUUUCUUCGACUUUGUAAAUAUAAAUAUCUUCCCCAUUUAAUAAGAUCAAAUGUUUGAAAAUAAUAUGAGGAGAAGGAUUCCUUCGACUUUGUAAAUAGAAAUAUCUUCCUCGGAUAAUGGGAUCUUACUAGGCUAUUUGAUUUGUUCCUCUAUAUCUGUUUAAAUCCUCAAAAUUUGUGUUUGAUAUCUUUAUAUAUUUUUAAUAUCAUUCGAUUUGAAUAUCAUAUGACGAAAACUGUUUUUUAUACGUCAGGAGGCUACCUUAUUCUGGAAAAUUAGUGACAUAAUCUAAAUUGAAAAUAUUAUGACAUUAUGUCUGUUUCUAGAUACACUUCAUUGCAGCCUCGUCUAUUUGGAUGGGAUUUCAACUGAUCGUAGGAAUUUUCUUCUUCCUUCAAUAGAAACGAAUGAUGAAGAAGAGAAGCCGCGUGCUUAUUAGAAUCCCGGUGCAAACAUGUUGAUCAAAGGUUAUCCAGUCCAGCUAGUGCUAGAGCAAAUAAUAUCUGCCGAGGUAAGUUAUCUGUUCUGAAAACUACUUUCAACACUGGAGGUUUCGUCAAACUUGAAAAAAAUCCUUGUAAAAAUUCUCCUCACGUCUCCAUAGUUUCUGAAUCUUUGGUUUCUAUUAAAAAAAAAACAAUAGCUCAUUACCUGUUGUUGAGCAUGAUUCUAGUUCUUCUCUUACCACCGAUAAAUCACCUCUAAACGUUUCAUCUGAUGUGGUCACUGCUGUAGAAUUCGUUUCUGAAAACAAAGAAAGCAAAGAAAUUUGGAACCAAAUUCUGGAAUCAAUACUCCACUUACGUACAACACUUAUCCAACAAUCGCUGAUGAAAAUCUCCCAGAGCAAUUUAUCUGUUCAUAUCUAUGUUUCAGUACCAACUUGUCUAAAAAAGGAAAGCAACAAAAUGCAAGUCAAUACUGAAAACAGUGAUGGCUCUUCUCCAAUUAGCUCUAAUACAACUAGGUUCACUGAAUCAACAAAUUUUGUGGACUCACGCAUGGAAAACAUUUCAAUCAAGGCAGAAACCACAUUGGUGAGCAAUAUCAAAUAAAAUGUAAAGGUUAAACAAGAGAUUGUCAGUCCAAUACCUACUGACUCUGAUAUUCCAAGCUUGUCAAUUCGAAAGGAUAUACCCAUCGAGGAUAUGUGAUCAGUGAACUUUAUAUCCUAGUAGUAGAGAGUCGGCACAAUAGCAAUGCAAAUACAAGCAGAAAUAGUUUGCAAAAGAGUUUAGUGCGACAAGAAGAUGAGUUCCAUUUCGCUGAAUCACAUUAAUAAGAUUCUCAGUGAGAAGCGAACGGAAAUAAAUGUUAAACUUCCAGUGUAUUGAAUAGAAUCUAAGGUGAGUAAUUCUCAUCAACCAUUCUUAAAUCCGAAAUUGCAAGAAAAGUUGGAAAGGAAAAAUGCAGCUAUCGUAUUUUCACCACAUAAGUUGAAUUGUUUAGAAAUUAUUUAUCGAUGGUAAGAGAAGAACUGGAAUCAUGAGUUAUUGUUGAUGUUAGUAGAAUCAGAAUUUUUAUCAACUAUGGAUACGUGAGGAGAAAUAUCACAAGAAUAAUUAUUUUCAAGUUUGACGAGACUUCCAGUGUUAUUAGUUAAGUGUUGAGUUUUCAGAACAGAUCAAUACAUUUUUUGUGAAAGACGGUCUAACCCGUGUCUUCACUUGGCAGUUCACCAACCACAACUCUGUUUAAACUUGGUUGCAUGUGAAUUACUUGCCUUGAAUUCUUUUCACGACACUGGAAGAUAGACAUUUAUUUCCGUUCGCUUCUCACUGAGAAUCUUAUUAAAGUGAUUCAGCGAAAUGGAACUCAUCUUCUUGUCGCACUAAACUCUUUUGCAAACUGUUUCUGCUUGUAUUUGCAUUGCUAUUGUGCCGACUCUCUACUACUAGGAUAUAAAGUUCACUGAUCAUAUCCUCGAUAGGUUUAUCCUUUCGAAUCGACAAGCUUGGAAUAUCAGAGUCGGUAGGUAUUGGACUGACAAUCUCUUGUUUAACCUUUACAUUUUAUUUGAUAUCGCUCACCAAUGUGGUUUCUGUCUUGAUUGAAAUGUUUUCCAUGCGUGAGUCCACAAAAUUUGUUGAUUCAGUGAACCUAGUCGUAUUAGAGCUAAUUGGAGAAGAGCCAUCACUGUUUUCAGUAUUGACUUGCAUUUUGUUGCUUUCCUUUUUUAGACAAGUUGGUACUGAAACAUAGAUAUGAACAGAUAAAUUGCUCUGGGAGAUUUUCAUCAGCGAUUGUUGGAUAAGUGUUGUACGUAAGUGGAGUAUUGAUUCCAGAAUUUGGUUCCAAAUUUCUUUGCUUACUUUGUUUUGAGAAACGAAUUCUACAGCAGUGACCACAUCAGAUGAAACGUUUAGAGGUGAUUUAUCGGUGGUAAGAGAAGAACUAGAAUCAUGCUCAACAACAGGUAAUGAGCUAUUGUUUUUUUUAAUAGAAACCAAAGAUUCAGCAACUAUGGAGACGUGAGGGGAAUUUUUACAAGGAAUUUUUUCAGGUUUGACGAUACUUCAGUGUUUGUAGUUUUCAGAACAGAUACCUUGGAAGUUAUCAUUUGCUCUAGCAUUAACUGGACAUCGGCAUUUCAAGCUCUCUAUUGAAGUAUAUCUAGAGGUUAUCUAUACAAACUUCAAUAAAGUUUGUCUAGAGAUUAUCUAAAGACUAUCUAGAAAUCUAGAUUAUCUUCAGAUUAUCUAGAGAUACAGUUUGUCGCUUUGUGAGAUCGGACUCCUUAAUUUUUUUAUGGUAUGUGUAUUUCUCAAUUUUUUUAAAAUCCUUGGACUUCUUGUUUGGUUCGUCAUUCGAGAUCUGUCACCAGGUCGUCUACUAUUUUAUUUAGAAUGGAAUCGCAAAAACAUUUAUAUAUUUUGGCUAUGUAUGAUACUGAGAUAAGCACAGUCCUAUUUUUAACUGGUUUAAUGUGUUCGUUUGUACAAUUUUAUAGAAGGGACUUCCAUGCACAAUUUUUGUUUUCAUUUUCGUGUUUCAAGCUCUCGUGAUCUCUGAAACAAUGAUGAUUCAAGGCUUGGAGAAUUUGAACAUUAUACCCACAAACAUAACUAAAAAUAAGUUUCUGUUAUUUUCCAUUGAUUAGUGUGUGAUGUUAAUUCUAAGGUGAGCGUGAAGCGUUGUAUAACAGAUAUACGUGUAUGAUCUAGAUUUAAUAAGUCCAAGUCUGUUCUAAAUAAAUAACGAAAAAAAUGUGAUUAAUAAUGUGUUAUUUUGUGAUGUUAUUUUCUACGCUCUGCUUAUUUCGCUAAACAAAUUAUUGUCAAUUUUAAAAUGAUAUACAUCAGUUUGGGAAGUAAUUGUCUAAUGUUGGAAAUUAUCAUCAGCUUUCACAAGAUUAUGUUUUUAAAAGAAAAAAAAUGCCAUUGUAAUUGACUUGACGGAAACAAGCUUCAAACAAUGUGAUUAAUAUUGUAAGAAUUUAAUGAGAGAUUUACUAACUAUGGUUUCCAUGUACAGUAACAUGGAAAAGUUAAACUCUCAAACAGUGUUCAUGUUGAGCUUAAUCAUGGACGUUGAAAGAGAAUUUAGAAGACUAAUCGACUAAUGAAUAAGUUCUCUCUAAAGUUCAUCUGCCAAUAAUUUGAAAACAUCGUUUUUACAUAAAUAUUUGUAUCAUGUUGUUUUGAAUUUUUGCAUAGCAUAUGACUUUGUUUCUGUACUCAUUUCUAUUGUUCUGCAAAAUUAACUCUGAUUCCCAAACUAUCAUCUAGUUUUUUUCCAAAUUUAUUAUAAUAUGCACCAAACGUUACCUUAUAUUAGUGGUGAUUCAUCCGGCCUAACUUUAAUUAUUUGUUUAGAAGAGAGUUUUAUUUAUAUUCUGGUAGUUUUUUGAAGUUUAAUAUAUUAUUUUCUCAAAGAUUGCCCAUACAUUUUCCCGAAAAGAAUAAACCUUUGCACUGUAGCAUUUGUAAUAAUAAUGUGAAAAUUGUGUUAAUAGUCUGAUGUCUGAUCACAUGAACAACAGAAUUGCAAGUACAUACACGUUAGCCUUCAAUAAACUCUAGCUUGAUCAUUGAUCACUGUUCAUUCAUUAAUUGUUGACAUGUGAUUCUAACUCUUAAAUACUGAAACUAAUUGAUAAAGUAGUUAACUUUUGGUCCGUUAGAUUUAUUAUGAUACUUGGCAGAAUGUUGAAACACAAUUUUCCAUUGUGACUUAGAUGUUAAGUAAGUUGGUUAAUUCUAACAAAUGCACUGAAACCAUUUUCAAAUUGAUUAAGUCUUGUCAGUUCUGUCGAAAUUCUUGACAUAAUUUUGUCUAGAAAACAAUUUUUUAACAUGAAUUUAUUAUGUAGUAAGACAGUUGAUACGCUUAAAUUGAUACAUAAGUAAUUAUUGCAAAAAUGAACAGUAAAAUAUAGGAUAAAUUUUGGAUCCCUUUUUUGAGAAAAUUGUAUGUCAUGAAAAUGGUAUCUAUUAUAACUUCCAUUUGUUAGUCAUGAUUUACUUAUAAAUUAUGAAGUGUAAUUUCUGUAAUAUUGUCACCGCCAUAAGAGAUAAAAUAUUGUUAAUUUAUAUUUUUGUUUUUAUAGAACAUUGUUGUUGAUAAUGUAUAGCUAGCUAAUAUUGUGUGUCUAGUUUAUAAGCAAUUAAUAUAGCAUACUGUAAUUCAAGGUGUCUCAACCUGUGUAAAAUAGUUAUUAGUAGUACCAUUUAGAGUUAU
This is a messenger RNA of Nilaparvata lugens (brown planthopper), 7180 nucleotides long. It is a transcript of the gene Dyrk3, whose product is annotated as dual specificity tyrosine-phosphorylation-regulated kinase 2. Gene Ontology annotation, biological process: peptidyl-serine phosphorylation; peptidyl-threonine phosphorylation. Lineage: Eukaryota; Metazoa; Arthropoda; Insecta; Hemiptera; Delphacidae. Gene Ontology annotation, cellular component: nucleus. Gene Ontology annotation, molecular function: protein serine/threonine kinase activity; protein serine/threonine/tyrosine kinase activity; ATP binding. The record is from RefSeq and is a predicted model, not a curated record.